AAAUUAACGAUUUGGAUGUUGUAUGAAUGAGAAUUUAAGUAAUGUGUGCUAGAUGGGCUAGAUGGCGGUGGUGAAUUUUAAAUGAAAUUUGAUUAAUAAUUUAUUUAAUGUAAUUGUAACAUACAAUGUUGUAAUAAUAACGUUUAUAAAUGUUAUGUAAUUAAUUUACUUAAAAAAGGAUUGUAUAAAACCAGGAGAGGAUUUCACAUAACCUAAAAGACAAAUUUGACAUAUCUGAUAAGAUAGUAUGUCAAAACUAAUAUAAAUAUACGACUUAAAUCUGUUUAAAACUUAAUUUUAGUUAAAAGUAUAGAUACUAUGGCUUUACCGGAAAAUACGUCUCAAGAGAAACCCCCUAAUGAACCGCAAAAACAUGAAAAACGUGAAAAACCAUCUACAAAAGUGAUCGUUCGAAGAUUACCCCCUUCAAUGACUUUGGAAGAAUUUCAAACGCAAGUAUCUCCGCUUCCUGAUUACGAUUAUAUGUAUACAGUAAAAGGUGAUAUGUCUUUGGGAGAAAAUUCAUUUUCCCGUGUUUAUAUUAAUUUUUGUAACACAGAAGAUAUUUUUAUGUUUAAAGAAAAAUUUGAUAAUUACGUUUUUGUUGAUGGGAAAGGUCAUGAAUACGCCGCAGUUGUAGAAUUUGCCUCAUUUCAAAAAAUUCCCAAAAAACGAGGCAAACCUAGACCCGAUCCUAAAUUAGCAACAAUCGAAUCUGACCCAACAUAUAUAGACUUUGUUGAAUCUUUAAAAAGACAACCUAAUCAAGAUGAGAAAGUUGAAUUUUCUUAUCAACCCUCUGCAGAUAAUAAAAACGAUGGUAGCACACCUUUAUUAGAUUAUAUAAAGCAAAGAAAAUUGGAUAGAUUAAAAUCGAGGGAAGAGAAACGCGAAGAACGACGCCGCCGCGAAAUAGAAAGAAAAAAAAUUCGUGAAGAAGAAAAAAGGAAACGAUUUGAAGAAAAUUCCCCAGGAAAAGCUGUUACUAUAAAACAGAGCAAAACUGAUUUAGAGAAAAUCCCCGAAGAAAAGAAAAAUAAAGAAGAAGAAAAAGCACCUGAAAAAACCACAUUUAAAACGAAGGAUUUUAAAGUUCCAAAUAAAACUAAACCAAAAUACAAUAAAUUUGAAUAUGAAAAACGUGAUUAUAAAUCGCGAACUGGUUAUAAUCGUCAUUAUGAUGAUACUAGGAAAAGAGAUGAAUCCAAAAAAGGUGGUUCAAAAGAAACUGAUGAACAGAAACCACCCACUUCGGCUAAAAAGGGAAAAAAAUAUAGUGAGAGAAGAGAAGAACGAAAAAUGGAAGUAAAAAAAGCAGAAGCUGAAAAAGAGGGAAUUUCAACUGAAGAAACAAUAAAAAAAGAUGUUGAAGAAAAAGGGAAAGAUAAAGAAGAGAAGGUAACAGAAGAAGAUAAAACUGAAGAAAAGAAAGAAGAUAAAGAAAAAAAAUUGGAAAAGAGAAGUGUAAAAGAUGAAAAAGAAGAAAGGAGUGACGAUCAAGAUAAAGUUAAAAAUAAAGAAAAUGAUCCCAGAGUUCAAAGAAGAAUUAGAAAUAAAGAUCGCCCAACUAUGCAAUUAUACCAACCUGGAAUGUUAUCAAAAAGAAGACAACAAGAAGAUGACAAAGAUGUUAAAGAAGUCAAAGAUGUAAAAGAAAAUAAAGAUGUGAAAGAAAUUAAAGAUGUUAAAGAAGUGAAAGAUAUCAAAGAACAAAAUAAGGAUUUAAAUUAAAUACAUUUUAGAUUAAAAAAUUAUUAAUUUAAUAAGAGAUUAUAUGUUUAAAAUAAA
Molecule: messenger RNA, 1788 nt
Organism: Onthophagus taurus
Lineage: Eukaryota; Metazoa; Arthropoda; Insecta; Coleoptera; Scarabaeidae
Gene: Upf3
Product: UPF3 regulator of nonsense mediated mRNA decay
Biological process (GO): positive regulation of translation; nuclear-transcribed mRNA catabolic process, nonsense-mediated decay
Cellular component (GO): cytoplasm; nucleolus
Molecular function (GO): mRNA binding
Source: RefSeq, a predicted model, not a curated record